UUGUCAAUCUUCAAAUAGAUAAAUGACACAUUUAUAUUUUCCACAUAACUUUUAUUAGAAAAGUACUGUACCGAAUCGACUCCGAUACUGGUUUCUAAUUGUUUUAAAAUGAUUUUUAUUGUUGAUACAACUGUAACUAUGCCUUCCUCAACUCUCUGUUUAAAAUCAAGUGCAUCUCAAAGGGUUUCUUGAGUGCCCUAUUAGUUUUUUUAGUGUAUUAUUUUAUCAUAUAUAUUUCUUAUUAUAUCACUUUAAUGUCAUACUUAAACCUGUCUUAUCAAUUCUGCUCAAGAUAAAAUACACAUAGACAUAUAUUUUUCAUUUAGUAUAUCAGACGAUUAUUGUUUUUCUAAAGUGCUAUAUUUUAUUAAGUUUAUAUAUUUCUUUUAAAUAAUGGCUUCAAGUGACCCUGAAAUUCAUGAUGGCUUUACAUUACCAGUGUGGAUGAAAACAAAACCAGCCAAAGAAUUCGAGCCAUUUUCAACCUCACCGCCAGCGCCUGAGGAUUCAUUCUUCUACAUUCGAUAUCCAAAAACAGAUGCAUUGUUUGGCAAGCCGAAGCUUAACGGUGAUCUCCCAAAGAUUAUUCAAGAACAGCAAAAGGACGUUUCGGUGUCAUUCAACAAUAUUAAAGAGAAGGACUGGUCCAAACAUACCAAGCCGUGCCAGGAUGUCUUACAUGGAAUAGCACCGAUCAAUACAGCAGCUAACCCAUUGAAUUUAAAGCCCAAACCGGCUGGUACAGACGAUGGAUUCAAAGGCGAGGGAGCGGCUUGCGGCACCUCAGUCCUCAAGGUCGCGAAUCAAAUGAUAUCUACUCGUGGGCCGCGCGGCUUCACUGUGGCAUCUCCAUCUGAUGAUGGGCAGGAUACAUCUGGAUACAACUUGAUGGCCCGUCGUGGCAGCAAAAGCCUUCCAACGACGCCCAUGCACUCUCCACCUUCCAGCCCUAACAGCCGUCGCAAGAUGUAUAAUAACAGAUAUUUCACUUCUCCUUAUGAACCAGUGGAGGAUGUCCACGGUCGCUCAUGGCUUACGAUGGCACUUCUGGGUUUUAAGAAAGACCUCACCACUUCCAGUUCAACACUUGCUGAAGAGGAAAUUGUGGAAAAUAGAUUACAGACUAUCACACUCGCAGAGUCCGUCGAAAAUCUGGGCCCUUCACCGAAAAUUAAGGAGCCGAAGAUAAUCAGUGAAACGUCUAACCCUUCCAAAUCCCCAAAAUCAUCCCCAGCUUUCCGUGCAAAACCUUCGGAGCUACGUGAAAUGAAUUUUUGGUCGCCGACAUCUAUGUAAGCUUAAAGAUUUUGAUUUUAAUGUUGUAAUUAUUUGAAAUGUAAUGAUUGAAUCCUAUUGGUAGUAUUGAAAAUGUCUACUUAUGUAAAGUAUGUUUAUGAAAGACUCAUUUAUUUCAAUUUUUCGAUCUUAUAAUUCUGUUGGUGAUUGUAUCUAACUAUGCUGUAACGGAACUCGAAUUCCAGUUUAAACUCGCUUCACUCAGGCCUGCGAUUGGUCGAAUACGCGUUCGCGUUCCCUGCGUGAAGUGAGUUCGAAAUGACAUUUGCAGACUAUGGGGCUGAUUCUAUUAUUUUUUAAUCUUUCAUAUUGAACAAUAGUCGGCAUAUAUUUAGAAUAAAAGUACUUUAAAUAUAUAUAGAAAUUAAUUAGUUUGUUAAGCCUCGAACGUUUAUUUGUAUGGAAACAGACAUUUUGUUAAAAAAAUUUUUUUUUGUCUCGCAUUUUAUCUUACAGUAUUCACACGAAGAGAAUAGAAAAUACACUAUAUUACUUAACUAAUCAAUUUCUUUCAUACAGUUUAUAGAAAAAUUCAUAGAGUGUAUUAAUAGUGGUUAAAUGUAUAACAUAAGCUAACAUAAAAAUAUAUUGACUGGAAUUAGAUAUUCCAUAAAUUCCAUUAAUCUAAGGAUUAAAAUCAUUUCCAUUUUAGUAUGUUAGAUUCACCAGAAUUCAUUGAAUGUACAUCUUAAGCUAAAUAUAGGCAGUAUGUUUUGACUGUGAUCAUUUAAGGUACAUAUUUUUGUAUGAAAAUCACUUCGAUGAUAUUAGUGUUGAUGGGUGUCUGAUGGCAAUCGUCUGUUAAAUGGAGACAAUCUCAGUAAUUAAACCGCCUUUGACCGAAUUUAAAACAUCUAAGAGUGACGCAAAUUCAGACUAAAAUUCAAAGACAAAUUUACUUGCGUAAAUACAAUGAUUUCUAGCACAUUUUUGUCAUUGAAUUUUAGAUUUUGAAUUGGUUUAUAUAUCUUUGUUGUGUGUGUUUUAUCGUGAGCAGAUACGCUAUUUCGGUAAUAAUAAGAAAUGUAUUUCUAGGUUUAAUAAAUUUAUCUCUCUUCAA
This is a messenger RNA of Pieris brassicae (large cabbage white), 2356 nucleotides long. RefSeq lists its product as uncharacterized. The record is from RefSeq and is a predicted model, not a curated record. NCBI's taxonomy places the organism in Eukaryota, Metazoa, Arthropoda, Insecta, Lepidoptera, Pieridae. The transcript has 7 exons. Bases 394 to 1296 code for a protein of 300 amino acids.